AUGUUUAAAAUCAUAAAAAAAAUAAUUUUUUUUUGUAAAUGUUUAUACAAUUUGUAUAAAUUUAUUUUCUUUAAAUGUUUGAUAGGUAAAAAAUUGACCUACUGUCAAGACGAAAUAUCAAGUAAUAGAAAUGUUGGUACGUCAAACGACGAAUUCGAACUCAUUAAUCAGAACGAUAAUUCAAUAGUGACAGUAUCUGUCAAAGAUACAAAUAAAGGUAAAACCAAAAGUUAUUACGAAAAUCAACGUAGAGCACAGAAAAUUUCAAAUGAAAGGAGGUCGAAAAAAAGAACCAACACAAUUCCAAACGAUGAGUUGAUCGUGCAAUCAGAAAAUAUCGAUAGUAUUCUUGAAAAAAGUGUUUUUGAUUUGGAACCAGAGGAUUGGGAUAUCUUGUAUACCGAAAUGGCGAAAUACAUUAAAUCCGAGCCCGAAUACACUGAUGAAGUUAUUGUUAAUCAAAAUGUAACAAAAAUUCUGUGUUAAAAAGGUGUAAAAAAUAAA
Molecule: messenger RNA, 504 nt
Organism: Myzus persicae (green peach aphid)
Lineage: Eukaryota; Metazoa; Arthropoda; Insecta; Hemiptera; Aphididae
Exons: 3
Coding region: 1-486 (161 amino acids)
Source: RefSeq, a predicted model, not a curated record